AGGCCCCCGCCAACGCCAGUCUAAACCCUAGCAAAGCCCUUAUUGGCUUCCUGCCACUGUGGUUUUCACUUGUUUCUGCGUAGCUCAGACGAUCACCUCAGGCACAAAUGGCGUGGCGUUCUGGAUCUCUUUCUCGCUCAUUGAUGUCUACAGCUAGAGCUUCGCUUCGCCCCGCUCCAUCGCCUCUUCCCCGCCUUCGUCCGCCGACCCUCACCGCCCCUCGCCUUCAAGCCCGCCGGUUUUCCUUAUCCGCUUCCAGGAACUUGGGGGAAUUAGGAUGCACACAAUCUCUUUUCCUGCUACAUGGUUCGAUGGCUACAACAUGUCUCUCAUCACACUUUACUGUCAGUGCUCGUGCUUGUUGCGAGUUGUCCAAUGGUACCUUCCGUCGUUCUUGUCAAGAUCGCUAGUAGUCUCUCUUUGUGAUCCUGAUUCCUGAGUUACCUGAAAGAGCUGUUAGAUCGACAUAGCUGCAUUCAAGCAGAUCAAGGGUCGUUAAAGAGGGUGGUAUCAAAGAAAUCUGUGUCAAAGCACUCAUCUGUUACGCCAUUACUGGCUUGGGGGAGGCUGAUUUCCCUCCAAAUUUCGAUAGUUUUCAAGCAUAUUAAUUUGUGCAUUAUAUUUUUAUCUGAUUUUGGACUGCCUUUUUUUUUUUUGGCUUCAUUUUACUGUUUGAAAAUAAAUUCAUUUCCUUUU
Prosopis cineraria is the source of this 696-nucleotide messenger RNA. RefSeq lists its product as uncharacterized. The transcript is spliced from 4 exons. The coding region runs from base 108 to 410 and encodes 100 amino acids. The record is from RefSeq and is a predicted model, not a curated record. NCBI's taxonomy places the organism in Eukaryota, Viridiplantae, Streptophyta, Magnoliopsida, Fabales, Fabaceae.